CAUGUUUUAACUUGUGGAGCUCUCCUCUACACUUACUUGGGAGUUAUAGUAAGCGUGGCACACAGUAAAUAUUUUGGCGAAUGAAACGUUGAAAUUUAGAUUGAAUCAGGAUCAAAUAUUUUGAAUAGUAAUACUCAAAAUGUUUUCUUUUUCUAAAACUAACGGAAAACAACCAUCAGAAAUAGGAUGGGCGAAAACAGAUUUUCGAAUUCGAAAUUUGUAUGCCGGAUUGGAAAAAUUAUCGAAUUUGAAGGAUGAUGAAGAUGAUAAAGAACAGUCUGAAAAGCUAGCUAAAAUUGAAAAGAAAUUCCAAACGUUUUUUAAGGUGAAAAACUCAGAAAAAUAUGAGCGCCUAUUUCACAAUGAUAUUUUGCAAGGAACAAUAACAGACGAACACAUAAGAGAUGAUCCAUUACAAACAGAAAUGGAGGACAAUGAAAUAAAUGGGGAAUCGUUGUUGUUGCGCGCAAUGUCCAUAUCGGUUGAAAAAGAAAGCAAGCAGGAAGAAACACUUACGAAAAUAAAAAAAAAUGUUGAUAGAGUCGUGUCCUGAGAUGAUAUUUUUUUCAAAGAAAAAUGACAAAUGCAAAGGAAUAACACCGCUUCAUGUUGCAAUAUUGAAAGAGGAUACAAAUUUACUUGAAUACAUGGCAACUGUUGCUAGCGACAAAAAGAUAAAACCUGAAACCAUCAAGAAUAUCUGCGCUGGUGGUUUUGAGUUCCAAAACACUGUUAUGAUGGCUGGAACACCAUUGGGGGUUGCCGCGCUCAAGUUCAACAGAAAGCUUUUUGACAUAAUACUGGAACAAUUUAAAUCAGAGCUUGAUGUUAUAAACCACAAAGGAGAUAACAUUGUACACUCUUUGAUCAAGUAUGCCCAUGUUCAACCAGGCAAAAUGGAUGAUGUACUAAAAAUGUUACAUUACGUAUUAGACUGUGAAUUCUAUUCACCAGAUUUGCCCUAUAGUGAAAAGAAGAAAUGGAAGAGAAAAGUUCGUAAACUCCUGAUGAUGAAGAACAAAGAAAAAAUUAACCCGCUACAGUUAGCUGCUAAAAGGCAACAGUAUGCAAUAUUUGAGCUUAUCAUGCAUCAUGAGGUACAUUGUACCAGAGAAUCAAGUGACGGGAUUUUCAAUGAAGAAGUGUUCGAUAUCACUGAGAUCGAAACACUUGCAAUUCAAAACGAGGUGAAAGGAGACGAAUACGAGAUUAUCAAAAAGGAAUAUCACGAAUCCAUACUGGAGUACCUCAUUCAUCAGCAAACAACAAACGCGUUCCUGUUUGCUGAUUUCAUGCCUGUCAGGGAGGUGGUCAAAGAAAAAUGGAAAUACUAUAGUUCCAAAUUCCUGUUUUGGUUUUUAUUUCAUAUUUUCUCUAUGAUCUUCCUUUCAGUGGCAGCCUUGUACAGGUCAAAACUUGUGCAAUCAGAAAAUGGGGAUAUUACUUAUAAAUAUCCGGUUACUAGGAAUGCUUUUGUAACAAGUGCAUCAGUAUUUGGCUGUAUAGUGGGAUUGGUUUAUAUAAUAUUAGAAAUCAUAAGGCUUAAACUACGUCGUUUUCAAUAUAAGACAGCUUCCUCCAGGUUUAAAAGCGUUCGGCGUCACUUUAGUACACCUUACUCAAACCUUAUAUUUAGAGUAUACUUUGUAUUGUUUUCUCUGUUGCUUAUGGCUGAUUUUAUCGUUGCUUCAGUUGCAGGACAACAUUCAUCCUUGGAUUAUCAAAAUUACUGUCUUCUGUUUGCAGUAAUUUUAGGCUGGUAUCUCUUUAUGUUUUUCCUGCAAACAUUUAAAACGUUAAGUUUCUUUACAGUUUUAAUACAAAGAGUUAUAUUAGACAUGUUUAAAUUUGCAUUCGUCAUGGGAAUAUUUCUAGUAGCUUUUUCCAUUGCAAUGUACAUGGCAAUGCAAGGCGCAAAUACCGACAAUGAUGAGUUUGAACACUUUGGAAAAACAAUGGUGAAAAUGCUUACUAUAAUGCUUGGUAUUGGAGAAAUAGAAAUCCUAUUCCAGGCUCGACAGCCAAUUCUAGCAGUUAUGAUAUUUGUGAUCUUUGUGUUGUUAACAACAAUACUGUUGCUCAAUGCACUUAUCGCAAUGAUGUCAAACUCAUGCACAGAUUUGUUGAGCCAUCAUAGAGGCAUGACUGCUACAAAGAUGCAUUAUCGUCUACAAAAGCUAUCUGUUAUUCUGUUUCUAGAAAGCUUCCUCCUUCGUUGUGCGUGUAAGGAAGUUGGUUUUGUAAAAAGAAAGAACAGAUAUGAAAAUAAUGAAUGGGUUUCAAACACUCAGAGACGACUAUGGACUCUGAGUUCUGUUCAUGAUCAUACAGAAGAGGCAGAAAGCUACGAUCCUUCUGACCAAGGUAUAAUAUCCACACUAAUGUCGCAUUUGCAGCCACGUAAGAAAUCGAAAAAAAAAAGCAAAACUAUUAAAGUACGCCCAACUGUAAGCAGCACGACUACCUCAGAAAUGCAAAAUCAAAAACCUGUUCGAAGACUUUUACAUAUUCGAGACAUUGGUCAUAAACCUUGUGACACGUGUAAAAAUGAUAGCUUGGUCUACACCGAGACACAGGAAAUUGCUGAAGUUAUAGAAGUAACAAAUGUAGAAAAAGAUAGCACUCAAUUUGUAACCACGUAUUAAACAUGUAUAAGAUAUUUGUGACUUAUAAACACAAUGUUUCAAUAGUGUCUGACAGCAUAAACAAGUGACGGUUGCUUAAGAUAAGAUGAAUUAGAACAAAAACGUUACUCUGGAAAGUGAGCUAACUGACUUAAUGCAAUUAACAGCUUAGUACAGAUAAUAUGUUAUCAUUUGUUCAAAAAAAUAUCAUUCGGAUGUAUAUAUGCAUGACGAGAACUGUGUACAGUUUAAAUCAAUAUAAGUGCUCUUCGUCUUCUUCUUUAUGUUCAUGUGCUGAUUUUCGUGUUGUCUUAGCGGUCUAUUGUUUUGCAUGAACAAUUGCUUAUACUUUAUUUUCUUAUGCUGAUUUACGUGUUGUCUUAGCAGAUCUAGUAUCUUGUAUGCGAAAUUGCUUAUGCUUUACUUUCAUGUGCUGAUUUUCGUGUGGAAUAGCAGAGCUAUUGUUUGCAUGAACAGUUGCUUAUGCUUUAUAUUCAUAUGCUGAUUUACGUGUUGUCGUAGCAGAUCUAGUAUCUUGUAUGCAAAAUUCCUUAUUUUUUCAUGUAUUGGUUUACGUGUUGUCUUAGCAGAUCUAGUAUCUUGCAUGCAAAAUAGCGUAUGUUUUAUUUUCAUGUGCUGAUUUUCGUGUUGUUUUAGCAGAUCUAUUGUUUUGCGUGAAUAAUUGCUUAUGCUUUAUUUUCAUGUGCAGAUUUAAGUGUAGUCGUAACAGAUCUAGUGUCUUGUAUGCGAAAUUGCUUAUGCUUCACUUUUCGUGUCCUGAUUCUUGUUACUUCGUUGUUUUUUCUGAUGUUGGUCAAUAGCUACACCUAACUAAUGAUGAUUGUAUAUAUGACACAUAUUUUAAAUAAAAUUUGUAUUUGUGUUUAUGGUGCCGUUUAGUUCAUCAGAUAAAUUUGUUUUUCAAGGUU
This is a messenger RNA of Mercenaria mercenaria, 3553 nucleotides long. Its product is annotated as transient receptor potential cation channel subfamily V member 3-like. Gene Ontology annotation, cellular component: membrane. Lineage: Eukaryota; Metazoa; Mollusca; Bivalvia; Venerida; Veneridae. Gene Ontology annotation, molecular function: calcium channel activity. The transcript is spliced from 2 exons. Gene Ontology annotation, biological process: calcium ion import across plasma membrane. The record is from RefSeq and is a predicted model, not a curated record. Bases 531 to 2645 code for a protein of 704 amino acids.